Haliotis rufescens (red abalone) is the source of this 1619-nucleotide messenger RNA. RefSeq names its product glutamate receptor ionotropic, kainate 5-like. The record is from RefSeq and is a predicted model, not a curated record. NCBI's taxonomy places the organism in Eukaryota, Metazoa, Mollusca, Gastropoda, Lepetellida, Haliotidae. The transcript has 6 exons. Gene Ontology annotation, cellular component: membrane. Gene Ontology annotation, molecular function: glutamate-gated receptor activity. The coding region runs from base 35 to 1207 and encodes 390 amino acids.
CAAAAUCACAAUCAAGUCGACCGUGUAUGGGGUAAUGAUGGUUAUUCUCAAAGCAAUGGCUCAAAAGUUGAACUUCAGCAUUCAGGUCAUAGAACCGCCUGAUCACGCAUGGGGUAAUGAAGACAAUGGUACUUGGACUGGCCUGAUAGGACAAUUACAAAAAAGGGAGGUGGAUAUGGUUGCAGCUACUUUGACGAUUUCCGAAGACAGAGCAGCUGUGAUGGAUUACCUGCUUCCCCCAUUUCGCAGCAACUACAUUUAUGUCAUGUACCGAGAACCGGACGUCGACCAGUACAGAUGGCUGUUGCUGUUAAAACCUUUCAAACAAAUGGUCUUCCUGGUGUUCGGGGUAUGCGUGGCAUGUAUUCUCCUAAUUUAUGGAAUUACAGAAUCACAUCCGAGACAUGGAACGCCUGGAGAUAUUGAACACAGGAAAACAGAAGUCCUGUCGAACAUGGCAUGGUUUAUUCUUGGAUCAAUGCUUAAACAAGGUGGUGCCCACACAUUCACCGGUGUAUCUGGUCGGGUUCUAACAUUUUUCUGGUGGAUCUUUCUCAUUGUCAUAACGUCUGUCUACACUGCAAAACUUGUCGCCUUCCUGUCUGUGAAGAAGUCCGAACCUCCACCAUUUACCAAUCUUCAGGAACUCUCUGAAAGACUUGAUUAUUCUAUAGGUUUACCGAUCGAGGGUUUCAUUCGAACAUAUUUACAGAAUUCCAAGAGGGAUGACAUAAAAAAGAUAUGGAAAAGAGUCAAACAACAAAAUGUGACAGAUCCUCGAGUUUUCUCGACUGACUAUAACUACCAUGUCAAUAAAGUGAAGAAAGAAAAGUAUGCCGCCUUUGCAUCCACGUUCAUCGUGGAUGCCUACAUGGCUGAGAAUUGCAAACUCACUUACCUCAGGGACUGGAUUCUGUUCGAACAGAUGGCUUUUGGCGUCCCUAAAUCCUCGCCCUUGAAGUCGGAGUUGGAACGUGUGAUGCACAUGAUGGUGGAUACUGGGUGGAUAGAAAAAUAUAUGCGUGACAUUGGCCUUUCGCCUGACAAACGUCGAUGUAUCUCUGAGAAGCUUGUAACGCCAGUGACACUUGACGAAAUCGGCGGAGGCGUAGCAGCAGUGGCAGCAGGUAUGGGACUGGCACUUGCAAUCCUGGCUGUAGAAUGCCUCUAUCAUUACAUCAGGUCACGGUAUGGAAAUGAAACAUAGGCCUCGUCCUGAAUCUUAUUAUGUUCUUCUUAUUAUUUGUAUUUAUGUGAAUGAACUGAUGUACACCUCACUCACUCACUCACCUUUGCUUUUCUGUGUGUCACUGAAUCCUUUAAGCUUUUUGCUUAGCAAAGAGGAAGGUUAUCAUCCUGGACCCCCUCAGCACACAUCCCCAACACUCCGGACUGACCUCCUUUACAUGGAUGACCAAUGGAGGAUCAACACUGAGAAACAGAUUCUCAUUGUCAAGUCAUUUUCUAAUCGACAUGUCUUUGGACUCGACAAAUGCAACCUUCUUCAUCUGAAACGUGGCAAGGUUGAAGAUGGAGGAUCAGUCAAUUUACUUGGGGAAGGAGUUACUGACCAUCUCGUGAGGCCUAUACGUACUUAGGGAUGCAGGUUAGGGACAAAC